Molecule: messenger RNA, 4621 nt
Organism: Xylaria bambusicola
Lineage: Eukaryota; Fungi; Ascomycota; Sordariomycetes; Xylariales; Xylariaceae
Exons: 3
Coding region: 305-4297 (1330 amino acids)
Molecular function (GO): protein binding
Source: RefSeq, a predicted model, not a curated record
UCUAGGAUUCUCAAGGAUUCAGAUACUGUCAGAGACGGAUCAAUGGGAACGCGUUAUUAGUUAUCGGGUUGACGCGCCACCAUGCACUGCCCGUCUGCGCGAGCACUGCCGUCCUGCGGCGACCGGGGCCAUUCAGGCGUCUCUUUAAGCACCGUCAAAACAAGGAGCGGCUCAAAUUUGGCAAACGUUCUAGUUUUGCAUUCAGACUCGAAGUAUAUCUUCUAUGUUCAUCGGAAAUGCGACCCGGACACGCUGAGCGCCACCCAAUUCGAUGAUUCCAGUCACCUAGACCGGCGCUAAUACGAUGUGUGCACAAUCACUUGUGGUGACGGACCUCUGGGCCAUUGCGCAGAGUCAACUGGCGGUCGAGCAUCAAUCUUAUCUCUCUUACAGCGCUGUCGGCGAGAAGCCUCAAUCGCCAUUACAGGCACUACUAACUCUCGUGCAAGCGCAGCAGAAAAAAGCAAUAGAGAAGCGCUGGAAGGUCAGAGAUAUUUUGGAGAAGAUCGCCCAUUGGAUCAACAAGUUUAAAGAAAUCGGCGACACGAUCGUCACUUAUGACCCCACCCAUGCGGCUCUGCCAUGGGCUGGGGUGCGUUUCCUGUUGCAAUUGGUGAUCAGCGAUAUUGAGCUUUUCGGAUCUUUGGUGGACGGCGUAGAGGUAGUCUCACGCCUCAUAACGCGUUGCGGAUACUAUGAAGCGAUUUAUCUUGCGCCCAUGGCAGAACCGACCGCAGAAUCUAGGACUCUUCUCAAAGAAGCUGUCAUUAAACUCUAUGUGGAAAUACUAACAUAUCUUGCAAAGGCUACGGAAUAUUUCCGGAAAGGAGCACACAAAAGAAUCAUAGGAAGCUUAGUAGCGACAUCCUCAAAAUUUGAAACGCAGCUAGAAGCAAUUCGCCAAAAGGAAAAUGAACUUCACGCGGUCUUCCGAGUAGUUGAAGGAGAAGAGGUCUUUAGAAUUGGCCAUAUGAUGGGCUCAUUGAAUACAUCUACAACGGAACAUACGGCCAGUUUGCGAGCCAUGAGGAUAGCCAUGGAAUCUCUAGAGCAGCCCAUGACCCGUGCCAUUGGGCAUCUUGCUCGAUUUGAAGAGAUUAUAGAGGAACAGGAGUGGUCAAAGCUAUCGCAAUGGCUUGGGAACGCCAACUUUCGUGAACAACACGAGCUGAUCUUUCGCGACCUUCUUCCCGGGACAGGCGAGUGGAUGUUCAAACGCCCCGAAUACCAGCAGUGGCACUACUCCAGUUCAUCCUCAGUUCUAUGGCUGCGCGGUAUCCCUGGGUGCGGCAAAAGCAAACUCUGCUCACUCGCUGUUGAGAAAAGUCUUAUCGGGAAUGAGCGUACCGGUACGAAUGCAGCACCUAUCGCCUACUUCUAUUGUUCCAAGACGAACAGCAGAUCUCCCUUAACCCCGACAACCAUUCUAGGCAGUAUUCUGAAACAACUUGCUUGUUCAAAAACGGGGGGCGGCGUCCAUCGUGCUGUUUUCGAAGAGCACGAACAGCGUAAGGAAGGUGCGAAGAAAGAUGGGAUGGAUAUAUCAGCUCUCACUCUGGAAGAAUGCGGCGAUCUCAUAUUAUCUGUGGCAUCGGAUUAUCCGAUCCAGAUAUAUCUCGAUGGGAUCGAUGAGUUAGAUGACAGCCGCGAGCUGCUGGAAGUAUUGAAUCGCAUUGUGGAAGACUCCACGAACAUAGUCAAAGUAUUCAUCUCAAGUCGAGAUGUGGCUGACGUAGCUGUUUGGCUCAAGGAUACUAUUACGAUACCAAUUACAGGCUCAGAUAACUCUCCUGAUAUAGCGAAGUUCGUCACCCGCAGUGUCGAAGCCGCUAUCGAAACGAAAAGACUACUAAAGGGACGCGUAUCCCUAGAGCUAAAGGAGCAUCUUAUCUCUAGCUUGAGCGACGGCGCUGGGCCUAUGUUCCUUUGGGCUUCUCUACAUCUCACUCAACUUUGUGACCAGAAGAGGUACAAGCUCGAACAGGAUGUUUUCACUGCACUCAAGACGCUUCCGGUAGAUUUGAAGAGGACUUUCGACCAAAUGUACCAGAACAUCAACAACUACCCUGAACGGGCGAAGCAAGUGACUAAAAGAAUAUUCGCAUGGCUUCUGGUGGCUCAGCGCCCAUUAACGAAGAAAGAACUCAUAGAUGCCGUAAGCGAGCACAUAGAUGAGAACGAGCACAUAAUGGCUCUAAUUGAGCCCAAACUCACUGACGAUGCCAUACUAGACUUGUGCUCUAGUUUUCUAGAACAUAACUCCAGUUCGCAAUACUAUGCAUUUGCCCAUGCAUCUGUAUUGGAAUAUUUCCAAUCACUUCCCGAAUAUUGUUAUUCCGACAUCAACUACAUGGCAGCGCAUCGCUGUCUCGCGCAACUGGUUCAACAUGGCGAUGAGCCAGACCCUUUUGAUGAGUACGAUGCGUUAGAUCGCCUUUCAUGUGAUGAGGGCGUAAGCAACCUACGUGCUAAUGCCGUCAAUGAUGUUGAUGAUCAUGAAACUUCCUUCAGACAAUAUUCAGCUUGCUACUGGGCUCGCCAUUAUGGCUUGGUAACGGACCACACUAAGGUAGCACAGCUUAAUGAAAUCUUCAUAGAGUUCGUAUUUGGAAUGGAAAGUACCAGUUUCGAGCUAUGGCUCGAUCAAGUAAAGGAUUUAGUCGAAGGAAAUUCACUUAGCUCUGUAACUCUAAUCAAAGAGUUAGCAGCCGCCCAUUCGGCCACCAAAUCCCCUGUUUUCGUCGCAUCUGUGUAUGGAAUUCUACCAAUUUUCGAAUAUCUAGCGGCUAGUGGCGAGCGGGUUGACUGGAAUACCACGAACACCCAUGGCGUGUCCGCCAUCUAUCUCGCCGCGAGAUUUGGACAACUUGAAGCAAUGAAAUAUCUGCUUCAGACAGACUCUAAUGUGAAUAGUCAAGGGGGUAUAUUUGGGAACCCGGCCCAAGCAGCUGCAUUCAACGGCCAUACAGCCGUAUUAGAAUUGCUAGUCAACCACGGAGCUGACGUCUGUGCUAGCGGGCGUUUUUCCGACACAUUCCAAGCGGCGCUCAUAGGGAAUCAGAACGUUGCUUUGAAGCUGCUUCUGGAAAGAAAUUGGGCGAAAGAGAUCCCAAACAUAGAUGAACUUCUGUCUCGAGCGGCGUACUAUGGACACCACGAAGUGGUGGACACGCUGCUAAAGCGGAAGGAAGAGUCUAUGAAGUCAGACGUGUCAACGGAUCAAUCCGAAUCGCCAUUUCCGCAUGAUACACUCCAAGCAGCCUUAUAUAGUGGUCGGCCUGGCUCAAUAGUUGCCAUGCGACUUUUGAAGCGUAUCGGCGAUGUGAAUAGUGAAGGUGGUCGCUUCGGCAACGCCCUGCAAGCGGCCUGUGCAGGAGGCUACCUCCCGUCUGUGCGAUGGCUCUUGGGACAUGGGGCGGACGUGAACUCCAGCGGUCGCUACGGCUCCGCGCUCAAGGCGGCCUCCCUCGGCGGUCACGAUGAAGUGGUGAGUCUCUUACUCCAAGCCGGAGCAAGAAGUGGACCGUCGCGAAAUGGGAUGUUCGACGCCUUCGAAGCCGCAGCGUCUCGGAACCGGUUAUCUACGCUGGCUUUGCUGAUAAAUCAUUCCCCCGAUGCGAUUGAUAUUGUGGACGAGGAUGCGAUGAGGUUGAAAGGCAGCAUCGUUAAUCCCUUAGAGACUGCAUUGAAGUCCGCGUGUCUUCGCGGCCAUGCCGAUAUCGUCCGAUAUCUGCUAGCUAAUGGGGCUCGAAAGGCGGCAGUAUUAGCUCUGGAGGCUGCCUUCAUAUCAGGUCAAGACGAGGUUAUCAGAAUGCUGCUAGGUACUCUGGAAGAAGUGCCUGAUUAUACCCGCCAUGGGGUAAUCCGUUGCAGUGCGGGCGACGUGUUGAAAUUGAUGCCUUCCACCGAGCAUAAUACUGCGCCUCCUACAGGUCCGGGCGUCAAUGCAUACGACAAAGAAGCAGAUUUUGUGGAAACUAAAGUCCAACGUGCAUUCAAAGACUCUCUAGAAGCAGGCAACGAAGGUGUACCAGACAUUGACGGUGACUAUCCCCAAGGGAGGAAGUUCACAUGGAGACUGGCAGCUAGUCGAGGAAAUAGAGCAGCCUUCGAGAAUCUCCUAUCUAAGGGUAUGCCCCUUGAUGGCGACAGCCGCCCGCCCUUGGUCGAGAUCGCAGCCCUGCAUGGCAAUAUUGAAAUCGUUGAAUUACUCCUUGAUCGGAACGUAGCCGUUGGAUUUGCGUUGCAAUGUGCCAUUAAAUCUGGCCGCAAAGAUAUCGUGUAUGUAAACUUUUGAUCCCGAAAUACAACUACCACAACCUAUGCGACUCUAGAAAGCAGCUAGCAUGGAAUGAACUAACAUACUCUGAUAUGACAGACGGCUUAUCCUUUCCAAGCGGCCUGAAAUGGCAAUUGACGAAACACUGCAAGUACCUAAUUUAGCAGAAAACUACCAGCAUUGGGACCAAGUAAGAUGGCCGGAGCAAAGGGAAGCUGUUAAAAGUCCCCUUGCUCUCGCGAUGGCUUGGGGAAACGAGCCCAUAAUCGAGCUGCUCUUAGAGCAUCACGCAACAGCCAAAUGGCCUGAGCCUAGUGCGGCAAUCAUUCUCCAAGCACUAUC